Epinephelus moara (kelp grouper) is the source of this 4117-nucleotide messenger RNA. It is a transcript of the gene atf7ip2, whose product is annotated as activating transcription factor 7 interacting protein 2. Gene Ontology annotation, biological process: regulation of DNA-templated transcription. Gene Ontology annotation, cellular component: nucleus; transcription regulator complex. Bases 1947 to 3047 code for a protein of 366 amino acids. Gene Ontology annotation, molecular function: protein binding; transcription coregulator activity. The transcript has 13 exons. The record is from RefSeq and is a predicted model, not a curated record. NCBI's taxonomy places the organism in Eukaryota, Metazoa, Chordata, Actinopteri, Perciformes, Serranidae.
CCCAUAGAAACGAAUAUCCGAAUAUCCGAAUACAGCCCUAGAAAUAACUGACCAAAAAUAUUGAAGUUUUUCACAAUAUUGUGAUUUAUUGAGAUGCGCCAGUAUAUAACAAUGAGCAAAGUAUGUUUUAAUAAAGUAUUUUAAACAAUCAAAUUUUACUCAUUCCUUAAUUCCACACAAAAUUAUGUUAAUAUUGUAUUUUGAGAAUUGCUUGAGUUUAUUAUAGUAAUAACACAUUGAAAAUAUACCAAAAUGCUAUUUAUGAUUUUUGGCUAAUGAAAAAAAUUUCUGGCCAGUAGAUUUUUAAAGCUUACUAGCCACUUGGCUAGUAAGCCAAAAAGUGAAGUUUGAACCCUGCUUGUAUGCGUUGUGAGACCACAGACAGCCACUUCAGAGAUGAAAUACCCAUUUAUAAGCAUGUUGUUUGACUCAGGAUGUGCAUUCAGCACAUUAAAAGAAUGCCCCCCCCCCCCAAAUGACCAUAUGUAUAUCAGUUACUCACCCUGUGUUAAGUUGAAUUCCGGAAGAAAACAGCAAAGCUUUUUCGAAACACCCCUUUACAAACUCUCACACAACUGGUGCAGUACAAGUCUCAUCUAUCCAGUUGCAGUAUUUUCCAAACAGACAUCUCUUUCCAACAGGGGACUUAACUAAAAAUUAAGCGUAUUUAUGCUCUCUGUAAAGCCAGACUCCAGUAACAAGAACAGUAAUAUUUGUCUCACUGGACACAACAGCUGCUGGUCUGCCACUGCCUCGAUCAGUUAGUUUGUUUGUCUUAAUGUGUGACUUUGGUGUUUUAAAGGGAUAGUGCACCCAAAAAUGAAAAUUCAGCCAUUAUCUACUCACCCAUAUGCCGAGGGAGGCUCAGGUGAAGUUCAGGGGUUCGUUUGGAUUCACCAAAGUCACACAACAGUAGCAAACUAUCACUAAGGCAGUGGUAGACCAACAGCUCCUGUGUUCAGCAAAGGGAAAUCACUGUUUUCGUCACUGGAGUUUGGCUAUGAAUAGAGCAUAGAUAAGUUUCACUUUCAGGUAGGUUCCUUGUCGCAAAGAGUUCUUCCCAAAGUCUGUUUGGGAACAACUGCCUGUCACGUCGGCCUCCCGGCUGGCCUCCAGCUCCACUCUGCCUGUCACAUCGGCCCUCCCGGCAGCCCCCCAGAUCUGCUUCACCUCUCUAGUCAACCUGCUGGUCGCCCUCUGGAUCGGCCUUGGCCAUCUGCUCUGCCUCCUGGCUGCCCUCCAAAUUUGCUCCGCCUGUCUGGUUGACCUCCUGGCCACCCUCCGGAUCUGCUUCACCCCUCUUAUCAGCUUUAUGGUCAGCCUUCAGAGGUGUUCUGUCCACCUGGUCGACCUCCUGGCCAACCCCCAGAUCUGCUCCACCUUUCCAGUCAUCCUCCUGCCCGUCCUCCAAAUCUGCUGGCUGCCCUCCCACUCUCCUCCACCUGUCUGCUCAGCUCACUAGUCGGCCUCCAGGCUGAUUCGCCUAUCAUGUCAGCCUCCUGGCCGCCCUUCAGAUUGCUACAGCAUCCUGAUCAUCCUCCUGGUUGGCUCUGCUCAGAUGUCCGGCCCUCCGUCUGUCCUCCAGUUCUCUGCUCCGCCCCUGUCCAGCCCUCUGGGCCUUCUGCCAGAGGUCCCUUGCUCCGCCCUUGUUCAGUUUCCACACCAACAUUUGAACAAUAAGCCUCUCCAGCACACACACUUUUUGCCACAUUGUUCUUCAACCUCAUGCAAGACUUUCCAGCACUCCUUACCUGCCUGAUCUCCUUUUAUCGACCCUGCCUCCCUCUGACCUGCCUAUGUCGUCUGUUUCCCGUUGCCUGGUGCAGCUCAGAGAUUAUCUGUGAGACACCACACACUGCCUUGUGCGUGUGUCCUCCUUUCACCUACAUGUCGACCCUUACACCCAGAGACUGUGUGUGGAAUGAACUAUUACCUGGAUACCUUUAAUGAAGAAUUCGCCCUCUGGUCCAGCUCCCUCCAAUGACAGUAAUACAAAGAUGACAUUCUCUCAAUCUGAACUGGAGACACUGAUCGAGCAGGAGGUUGACACUGUAUUUAAAAAGAGGGAAAACAAGCUGCAGGGUUUGAUAGGUACUAUUCAACAGCUGGAUCGCGAGGUCAACUAUGAAAGCUCCAUGCAAAAACUGGAGGCUCAAAUUAACACCAUAACCAAGAGAGCAGAAGCAGCUAUUGCCUACAUAACAAAGACACAGAAAAAGGGCCUCCUGCCAUCUCCUGUUGAUAACGAGAUCAUGAGGGAAGACUCUGAGAAUGAAACCACAGAGGCCACGUCACAGACUGACAGAAAGAGCACAGAUUGCAUGGACAAGAGUGGAGAGCUCUUCAGAAUGACAGAAACCACAAUAAAGGCACUUAAGAAGAUGCAUGAUGAUAAUGAAGUUUUGAAGGCUGCCAUAGCAGAUUUAAGUGAGGAGCUGCCUCAUCCGGUUCUUACCCCUGACGGCUCUCCUGACUGUGAGGAGCUCAUCACGUCAAUAAAGAAAGAGCCAGAAAAUGAGCAGGAAACAAAGAACAAUGUUGUGGAGUCCAAGCAGCGUGAGGAACCAAAGGCCGGGAGGGUGAACGUAGAAGGUCUCUCAACUGUCAAUAAUAACCUAGUAACAGCCCUGCACACAGACUCAGAGCAGGACAAGUACCUGUACCCUCCUCUUCCCUCCACCACUUUCCCCUCCAUCCUGAGCAUGGAAGCAGCCUCAUACAACAUUCCCCAGAGACCAAAGGUGCUCCUGGCUCUCAUCAGGAACCCUCCUGGCCUCUCUGUAAUGUGGGAUGUGGAGGAGAAAGACCCCUCUGAGCCACCAAUGAAGAGUUACAGCAUCUUCAUGACCAUGGAGAAGCAGAAGGGCAACGGCGUCUUUCGAGAUUGGACCACCCUUGGUGAGGUGCCGGCCAACCCUCUGCCCAUGUGUGUGAUGGUCAGCAAGUACAAGCCCGGACACAAGGUGUGUGUCGCUGUAAUAGGCAAAGACAAGUUUGGCCGAUACGGACCUUACAGUAAAGUUGAAACCAGAGCCAUACCGGACUAGCUGGGAGGAGGACAUGGUGUCAAGGGAGAGAUAACACGUGAGGCUACCUCUACCUGGAUUUGCCCAGUUUUCUCAUGAAGUGCCUUAAGGUUGAUAAUGUGGGGAAUGUCAGGAAGAUUAUUUGGCGUACUUUAAAAUUGAGUGGAACUUCAGCCAAACAUUAACAGGUACUGUAUUUAUGCCCUCCAGCAAUUAUUGCAUUUACAUGGACAUGAAUAACCCGCUUAUCCUGGUUAUGAUCAUAUUUGGGAUACGGUGUUUACAUGAGCACAGACGAAUCAGGUUUUGCGUAUCCCUCGCAUACAUAAAAAUCCUAUUCUCUGUCUCAACCACACACACUUUCACUCCACACUGUGCUGUUCUUGAAAGGAGUUACACUACUCUUAUAACACUCCUCCAUUUUGACUUGUGCCAGCCUGUUGCUUCCACUACCACUAUGUAGGGAAGCAGUGGAUGAAGACACGCAGCCUCCUACCAAAAGACAAAACUCAGUUUAACUUCAUUGCUCCAGAAGUGAGACGUUUUCGCCACCACUAUUGUUUGUAUUUCUGUAACGUCACAUGACUGAAGCUGCUCCUGUGUAGGAAGUCAGCGGUGCUCAAUAACCAGGAUAAGGUGUAUUCAUGGAACAGUAAUCCGGUGUCUUUCAGAUUACUCCAGUUAGGGCUGGGCAGCAUAUUUAUGUUAUCACCAAUAUCGUGAUAUGAGACUUGGUAUUGUCUUAGAUCUUGGUUAUCGUUUUCUGAACAUACCAGACUGUUCUAGCUGUUCUAUUAUUUGCCUUUCCCUACUUAGUCGUCACAUCCAGAAUACUGAUGAUUAUUCAUGUUCAUGUAAACAGACUCAUUGAUUACGGUUCCAAAGGAAGUAGUGUAAAUAGCCAUGUUUGAAGCACUUCUGUCUCUGUUUGGUUAUCUCCUGUUAUAAUGGAGCAGUCGUUUAAGCCUUAAAUAAACAGACAACCAUGAGAUGCAUUUCACUGUGAAAAAGUAGUUCACGCAAUGUUAGCAAUGUAUAACAAAUGAUGAAGUUUUUAAAUGAGAUAAUAAAAAUGACAAUGUUUUAAUGUA